This is a messenger RNA of Coturnix japonica (Japanese quail), 1533 nucleotides long. NCBI's taxonomy places the organism in Eukaryota, Metazoa, Chordata, Aves, Galliformes, Phasianidae. The record is from RefSeq and is a predicted model, not a curated record.
GGCUGCGGGACACGGCGCCGCUCCGCGCCGGGACAGCGAGCAGCGGACGCGGCUCCGAGCGGCGGAUCCCGGGGCGCGGCGGCAGCGGGUGCCCGGCCGAGCAGACCCCGCGCUGCCGCAGCGCCGCCCGACGAGCCGCCCCGACGCUCCCGCGCCGCCGAGGCCGCAGCGGCGCCGUCCGGGCCGUUCCGGGGUGACGCCGUCCCGCCGCUCGCCGCCGGCACCGCCGCCGUGCGCUCCGUGCCCCCCAAUGCCAUCGGGCGGAGGCCGCGUCCCGAGCCGGGGGCUCCGCUUCGUCCCGCGGGGCGGCGGCGAUGGGGGCGGCUCUGUCCACCGGAGCGGUCGUUGCCAUCUCUUUUAACUGCAUCAUCGCUCUGCUCAUCCUCAUCCUCUUCCACAUCCUCUGCAAGGCCUGCAGGACCCCGUCGUGCCCCAAGAAGAGCCCGGCGUCCGACGCGGACGAGGCGAGGAACGAGGAGAAGUACCUUCUGCAGCCCUGAGCGCGGCCAUGGCAGCGGACGGGACGUGACACCGAGCGGAGCCCUGCGGCCCCGCGGUCCCGGUGCGUGGAUGGAGACACGGCGGCUGGGGACGUGCGCCGUCCUCGGUGUCACCUGGAGAGUGGGGACAGCCCGGCCCAGGGGAUGCGCGCUGCCUUCACCUCGGGGACAGCGGCACGUGGAGGGGCAGCCGCCAGCACCUCGCUGUGCCACGGAGCCCAGCAGGGCCAGUACGAGCCCUGUCCCCUGCAGGAGGCUGCUGCGGUGUGACACCGACCCGGGGGAGCCCUGCAGCACCGCGGCGACCAGGGUGGCUGCGGGCUGUGGGGAGCAGCGGGCACCCGGCACACACCUGCCCUGGGUUUGCUAUGGGGAGUCGCCAGGGCUGCUCAGUGUAUCUGUCUGUCCUGGAUCUGUCCAUUAGGGUCUGCUCAUGCUCUGCCCUCCCUGAGCCUGCCCGCAGCCAGGGGCAGCUCCUGAGCGGGGACUGUUGCUCCUUCUUCCUGUUGCUGUCCCUUUUGCUGCCGUGAUGGGCACGUCUGUGUGUGCUGUGUUGGUUGGGGAUCACUGGCACCACCCCGUGUCUCGCUGCUGCCCACCUGAGCCCACAGAAAGAUGGGGAUAUUUCAAAGCUGUGGGGUCAGUUUGUGUGCCUGGUGCAGCGACACCAAAGGGUCUUCCAGCACCCGGGGACAUGGGUGCAGCCUGGACCCCUCUCUGGUGCCACAGUGGCUGUGCAGCAAAGGAUGUGGUCAGCAUCCCCCCUGUUUUGCUUGUGGGUCUGUUGGGGCUCUGCCCUGCCCAUCCUAGAGCCAAGCAAUAGCCAGAGUGAGGCCCUGGGGUGCCUGGUCUGCUGCAAUAAGGGCUGGAGGUGGGGGGGGGCUGUGCUGGCAGGGAUGCGGGCUGGGGUCCUUCCUCCAGGACUGGCUCCUUCCCAUAUCAGGUGUAGCUAACAUGUCCCUUUGCAGUUGUGGGUUUUUUUUGUUUGUUUGUUUUUUGUUUUUUAGAUUAAUAAACAGAUCGUAGGACCCAG